UAAGUUAUGUUUUGUUAUGGCUGUUUGUGGUGAGGGAAAAGAUAGCAGACAUGGCAGUUUCAGGGAUAGGUUGGAGUUGGAAGCUUUUAUGUAACGGCCGCGGAGUUAGCAAGACAAACACGCCCUUGUUCCUCCAAAUCCCAACGCAAAUUGGCUUCACCAGAUUUUCUUCUCGCGUUGUUGCUCGCGCUUCUAACCCCAAAACGGAGGAUCAGAGCUCCACCUCUUCUUCUCAAGAGGAUUUAGUGUACGUGGGAAAACUGGUGGCGGGUUCUUUUGCAGGCGGUGGUGCGAUCAAGUAUGGGAGCGCUCUUUUUCCUGAGAUAACUACUCCCAACCUUGUGCUAGCUCUAAUCAUCAUCUCAACUCCUGUGCUUGUUGCUGUUUUUCUUUUGAUCAAGGAAAGUCUUACAGACCAAUAGGAACUUUAUUUGUUAUUUAUUCAUGAAUCAUAAUCAAAUUGGUAGAUACUGAUAUACUAUUUGUGUAA
Vigna umbellata (rice bean) is the source of this 490-nucleotide messenger RNA. RefSeq names its product homoserine O-acetyltransferase. NCBI's taxonomy places the organism in Eukaryota, Viridiplantae, Streptophyta, Magnoliopsida, Fabales, Fabaceae. The record is from RefSeq and is a predicted model, not a curated record.